This is a messenger RNA of Acanthosepion pharaonis, 660 nucleotides long. Lineage: Eukaryota; Metazoa; Mollusca; Cephalopoda; Sepiida; Sepiidae. The record is from the annotation of a GenBank genome assembly.
AUGCUACUUGAAGUAGGGAGAGAUUUGGAGCGAAGAGUUGGAGCAGUCGCAGUUAAGCGAGAAGCGACCCGAAGGCGCUCGAACCCGGCGACGGGCCGGAGACGCCAGAAGACGCCGGAAGGCGUCACGUGUCCUGCUGUCGAAGAGAAUUUUUAUAUCUAUCUAUCUACCGAUUUAUCUCUCUAUCUAUCUAAGUUUAUUCAUAUCUAUCUAAGAUUAUUCAUAUCUAUCUAUCUUUCUAUCUCUCUAUCUAAGUUUAUACAUAUCUGUCUAUCUAUUUAUCUAUCUAAGUUUAUUCAUAUCUGUCUAUCUGUCUAUCUAUCUAUCUAUCUAUCUAAGAAUAAACAUAAAAUGCACUGUUUACAUCAGUGUCAGACUGUUCAUAUCUAUCUUUCUGUCUCUAUCUAUCUCAGACUGUUCACAUCUGUCUCAGACUUUUCACGUCUGUCUCAGACUGUUCACAUCUAUCUCGGACCGUUCACUAUCUAUCUCUCUCUCUAUCUCAGCCUCCCGAUUGUCGUUGAAGAACAGCCUCCAACACUGGCCAUCUGUUUAGGUAAUUUAGAUUUUUUUGGUGGAGAUGGUGCCUUAAUUCUUUCUUUCUUUCUUUCUUUCUUUCUUAUUCUCAAUUUUAUCUCACAAGUGGUGAAGGGUCAAUAG